AUGGCGAAGAAGACCAAGACUGGAAAGAAAGUGAAAAAGCUCGCCACGGAGAAGCGACGGGUGCGAGGAAAAGGCGGUCGCUCCAAGAAUGCAUACCUCUACUUUUCCACGGCCAAGCGGAAGGAGGUUCUCCGGGCAACAGGCAUCGAAGAUGUGCCGGACAACUUUGCGGAAGCUGCCAAGGCUCUGUCUGCAGCCUGGGCCAAAUUGUCCAGCAGUCAGCGCCGGCCCUAUGAAACCUGUGCUGCGCUGGAUCGGUGUCGUCGAGACAUCGAGCAUUUACGAGGCAGUAAGCUCAAGGACCACUCCAAUCUGCAGGCGGUGCAUUCUGCAGUGGAGGCCUUGGCAAAAGCUGCCGCAUCGGCAGGCGCUGCCUCUGCGGCCGUGGGCCUGGUGGAGGCAUUGGAGGCCCUGGACGCGCGUCUCACCAACGGCGCCCGCGCGGCCUGCGCGGUGCGCGGGGGCGCGGCCUCCGCCGAGGCCAAGGCCGCGGGCAACGGCUUCGGCGCGCAGCUCGGAGGCCGCCUCGCGGCGCUGCUGCGGAAGUGGGCCAUGGCGCCGCAGUCGCAGGCGAGGCCUCACAAGAAGGCGAAGGUGGAAACGGCCCAAAGAUCGACCGCAACCUCAGAGGGUGUGAAAGAUGAGCUCAACGAUGGCAUGCGCUCCAAGUUUGUGGGUUUCCUCAUGCGCACGGCGGCGCAGAAAGUGGGGCAUGCCAGUUUCGAGGUGUGCCGCAAGAUCGAGCAGGCGCUCUUCGACCAAUACGGCAAAGACCCCAAGGAGUACCGCCGCAGGGCUCGCAGCCUUAUACACAACCUGGGCGCCGGAGAUGGCAAUCUUUUGCGCCAGGUGCUGGAGGGGGCCUUGCCCGCCGCGCGCCUGGUGCAGCUGGAGGCCGAAGACCUGGCGCCCGAGGAGCUCAAGGCCAGGCGGAAGCAGGAGCGCGAGCGCUACUUUCGCUCGGAGGUCCAUCUCACCGCCGGACCUCCCAAGCGAAAGCGGGAUCUUUUUCAGCCCCGCCAGGAGCCCGAGUCGCAGAAGGAAAGUCCCAAAAAGCCCAAGCCGACGCCGGAGGAAAAGGAGGCUGCGGAGCUGGUGCCUAUGGAGUCUGAGUCUGUCUCGAGUCCAUCCAGCGCGUCUUCCUCGAGCAGCAUGUCCUCAGAUGAUGAAAGCGAGGAAAGCGUUUGGGAAGAUGACUUUGGCUGCCUCCCGCUGCAAGAUUCAGGAGCCCGUGGGCAAUCCAUGCAGGCUUCCUCCAGCAGCACAGCUCCGGCUGAGGAUGUAGCUCCCAGGAGCAAGGGCGCGUUGGCCACCUUGCUGCAGAUGGGCUUCGACGAGAAACGCGCCGCUGGCACCCUGGAGGCCACAGGCGGCAAUGUGGAGAAGGCCAUCGCAGCACUUGUCAGAGGGUCCAAGUCUAGUACAUAG
Messenger RNA from Effrenium voratum, 1428 nucleotides. Lineage: Eukaryota; Dinophyceae; Suessiales; Symbiodiniaceae. The record is from the annotation of a GenBank genome assembly.